AACCUAACAUUUUAACUCGAUUUUUUACCAAUAUGCCUUGGAAACCAACCAACGACUUUGAAGAAGAAAUUGUAAAUCUGCAGCCACAUCAUGACUUCAUAUACGCCGUUCUAUCGGAACCCCAAUACAGUUAUCCACGACCCAAAGCCCAUACAGAAUAUGCUGCCAAUAAAAAGUCCGAAAGUAAAGAACAAGCUAAAGCAAAUAAAUCGAAUAGAAUUAUGAAUGCAAAGCUGCAUGUAAUACAGCAAGUGCAGCGUAUGGCUAACACUAAGCCGCUCGGUGAGCAACCCACUCUAGAAGACUGGGAUAAUGAUAAGAAAAUUGAACAGGAAACCAUUGGUAUGAUGCGUUACUGUGGCAUGGGUGUAAGUGUUGAACAGCCCCUGAAUCAGAAAGUAACUAUAGCAUCUUAUCCGGUGGAAAAUAAAAUUAAACUGGUACAAAAUGGUCGUAGAAAAGUGGCUUUGUACUUUGAUGACAAUGUUUUUAAAUUGAAGGAAAAAGUGUCAGAUACCUCGUCCGGAUUUGAAAGUUGCAAUAAUAGUGAAUCGCAUGAGUUUAAAAAUAACCCGAAUGAUAAUUCUCUGGCCUCUGAAAUAGAUGGCGAAGCCAGUUGCAAUGCAUCAUUUGUUAGCACUUCUUCUUUGUCAUUAAAUUCGUUUAGUAAUGCAGGAGAUACUAGUGAUUCUUUCUCCUCCGCAUCGGCUUGCAAAUCAACACCAUCUUCUCAAUUAAGAGCUCAACGUAUGAGGCAAUAUGAAAAAUUAAUAGAGGAUACCUCAUUAUUAUCCUUGGAUAGUAGUAGUAACAGCCAUAAAGACACAUUUGACUCUUUUGCAACUGCUGAUGAAAUGUCAUUUUGGAAACCAAUUUCAGAGGAAGAUGAGAAUAUAUUCCAUAAACAAGAAAACUGGCCUGGUUUGUCUAAUAAAAUUACUUUAAAUAAUAAAAACAACGAUCGUAGCAACAUAAAUACUCCAUAUAGUAAAGAAGAUUCGUUUAAAAGCGAUUCUACUAAUGUUUCAAGUGAAGCCUGCAGCAGCAGUAGUAAUCAAGCUAAAAGAAUAAACUUUUUAGAUCGUUUUAUUAAACCGGAAAAUUGUGAUUCUUUAAAUACAUCUUCGACUUCCAACGCAUCUACAUCAACAUCACCAGAGCCCUCAACAUAUGCUACUAUUACUAAAACUAGUCAAUCAUCACCAAAGCAUAAGAAGAAUGCAAAUGCCUUUCCGGACAUGAUAAAAGAUUUUCAACCUUUUUAUACGACACGACGAAUGUAUGCACUUAAACGUCAUGUCAAAUAGUUAUUUUUAGUUUCAUUUUAAUUUUUUUUUUUUAUAUAUUUUUUCACCAAAUCCAUAAGCAAGUUACAAAUAGUUAGUGUAUGAUAUAAGAAAGAGAUUUUAA
Calliphora vicina (urban bluebottle blowfly) is the source of this 1410-nucleotide messenger RNA. RefSeq names its product dentin sialophosphoprotein. The transcript has a single exon. The record is from RefSeq and is a predicted model, not a curated record. The coding region runs from base 33 to 1307 and encodes 424 amino acids. NCBI's taxonomy places the organism in Eukaryota, Metazoa, Arthropoda, Insecta, Diptera, Calliphoridae.